AUGCUUUUCAGAGUCGGUCGCUGUCUGCUAUGCGGGCUUCGUAGCGUUCCCAAGCGCUGUAAUGCCAUCACGGUCCUGGGAUCCGGAGUUCACGGUAAGCGGACAGUGACUGAUAGCCGGCGCCCUCCAGGCUUAGAGGAGCUGAUCAGGAGUGAUGUCUGGAAUGGAUAUCUGCAGCGUCUACAGCAAUGGGAAGCGAAGGCAGCGCAGACUGCAGAAGCUGGCCAGCAGGGGGCGCCACCCUGGGAAUGUGGAGAGAAGCCGCGAUGGAGGUCUCAGCAUAUCCUGCCUGUCAUACAGGAGUUGAGAACUAAGGAGAAUGAGCUCAAUGAGCUCCAACAGCUCUUGGCAGAUGAAAAUGAAGAUUUAAAGGCUCUUGCACACACAGAAGUAGCAUCUUGUGUAGAAGAAAUCAUUCAUCUAAAAUACCAGAUAGCCUGGCUUUUAAUUCCAAGAGAGGAAGUAGACGAUUGCAACCUUAUUCUAGAAGUGACCGCCGGUGUAGGAGGACAGGAGGCAAUGCUUUUUACUGCUGAGAUAUUUGAAAUGUAUCAGCGUUAUGCUGCUAAUAAAAAGUGGAGCUUUGAUGUACUGGAAUACUUCGACAGUGAUCUGGGUGGAGUACGACAUGCUUCAGCAAGCGUAGGAGGUUUGGAUGCCUAUAAACAUUUAAAAUAUGAAGGAGGAGUGCACAGAGUGCAGCGAGUGCCAAAGACUGAGAAACAAGGAAGAAUGCACACAAGUACUAUGACUGUAGCUGUAUUGCCUCAACCAAGUGAGAUAAAUUUAACAAUUCAUCCCAAAGAUUUGCGCAUAGAAACGAAAAAGGCCAGUGGAGCUGGGGGACAACAUGUGAAUACCACAGACAGUGCAGUACGAAUUGUUCACAUUCCAACAGGUAUAGCUGUUGAAUGUCAGCAAGAACGAUCUCAGAUCAAAAAUAAAGACAUUGCCAUGAAAGUUCUUCGUGCAAAGUUAUACAAUAUGAAAUUAGAAGAAGAAACCCUUAAAAGACAGAGUGCAAGAAAAAUACAGGUUGGCACGAAAGGACGAUCAGAAAAAAUUCGCACUUACAACUUCCAACAAGACCGCAUUACAGACCACCGUAUUAACAAGUCUAUGAACAAUUUAGAAGGAUUUUUGCUUGGUGAUGAACUUUUAGAUGAGAUGAUUCAAGCUCUUAGUGAUUUUGCGGACUAUGAAUCUCUUGUGGAAAUUAUUUCAAAUUAAAAUGUUAUUGCUUGUAUUAUAUUUUUUGUUCUACAAUAAUAAA
Messenger RNA from Nanorana parkeri, 1273 nucleotides. It is a transcript of the gene MTRF1L, whose product is annotated as mitochondrial translational release factor 1 like. Lineage: Eukaryota; Metazoa; Chordata; Amphibia; Anura; Dicroglossidae. The record is from RefSeq and is a predicted model, not a curated record. Gene Ontology annotation, biological process: translational termination. Bases 1 to 1230 code for a protein of 409 amino acids. Gene Ontology annotation, molecular function: translation release factor activity. The transcript has 7 exons.